AUGACAAUCUCACCAAUCUCCCCCGCGGGGCUCAAAUCCUCCAACCUCAAAGACGAGAUCACCACUGUUUGGUCGCAGGUGCAAGCACGCGUCGUUCAGCUGGCCGGGGGCGACGUCGCGAAUCUCCAGCCGGACCUGAAUAUCGAGUCUGUGCUGUCUUUGCUGGACAGUGCACAGCAGCGGGAGGAGGAAAAGGAGGAGGGGUCAGGAGAGGGGCGCCGUGCUGUGCGGGUAGCUUUUGAUACUACUUUGCGGUUUGUGGAGACUGUUGGGGGGUUGGUUGCUGUGGGGGCUGCUGAUGUUUUUGGCCCUUCGGAGCUAUGCUUCAACGCCAUUACGUUCGUCAUCCACGCCUGGCAGGACUAUCAGUCUGCAUUCGAGAGCCUAGCUAGUCUGCUCGACAGAUGUGGGCAGUACUUAUGUCGACUGCAGUACUACAUCCGCGGUGGUAUGGACAUAGCCCUCGCCAAAGUCGCCUGCCAGCACCUGCAGCUAUUCGUCGAGAUCUGCGACCGGGUCAUCAAGCUGCGGCAUUCCAAGCGGAGGAAGCUAGCCCUGUUCGCCAAGUUGUUCUUCCUAAACGACAAUGAAGUCCAAGAACUCUUGGAGAAGAUGGAUGGCUUGGUGGAUCAAGAAGGCCGGCUGGUGACGGCGCAGACGUUCAGCUUCGCGUCAGAGGCUGCGCUUGGGGCGCGCGAGAACUUGGCUAUCAGCAAGGUUGUGAAUAGUAAGGUUGAUAUGCUGAUCGCGAGCAAGAAGGACCAGAAGAAGGAGUCUGAUGUUAAGAGUCGUCGGGAGGCGAUCUUCAAGACUCUGGCUUUUGAUGAGAACAAACUUGAUCGAGAGAAGAAGGAGCCUGAUCCGUACUGGCAGAGAAUGUACCACAACUACCGCAAACUGGUCGUGCCUGGGACGGGCCAAUGGGUGUUCUCCGAUCCUGGAUUCAAGGCAUGGGAGAGCGGCCAGAAAGGCUGCCCGCCGGUUCUGAUGAUCGAGGGCGUGGAAGGCUCAGGGAAGAGCUAUCUGGCUUCUACGAUCAUCCGAAGGCUGCGAAACCGGAGCUCGGUAGAUAGCUCGGGGCCCAGGACUCUCCUAGCUUUCUACUUCGUUGAAGGUGACUCGAAGGAGGAAUUGAAGAGGACGAACCACAUUGACGUUAUUGCUAAAUCGUUGGUUUGGCAGUUCGUCCAGGCGGACGUUUCAUACACGAAGUCUGUGGCCGGUAUAUGUCAAAGGCAGAGGGAUCUGGAUCCCCAUGAGAUUCUCGAAGCGUUGUUGUUGUAUAAUGAGGACCUUGAUCGGGUCAUCGAUGCCACGUUCUUUAUUGUCAUUGAUGGACUAAGUGAUAUUAUAGGCGAUGCGCUGCUCAAGUUUCUUCAGAGAGUGUCUGCCCUGUCUGAAACCCAUAAUCGUGUUCGCAUUCUUCUGACAGGCCGUCCGAGAGCUUCUGGGCAGCUGUCGAAGACACAGGAUAUCCUGUUCGAGAUACUACCCAUCAGCACCAAGAACCGGAAAGAUGUGGAAAAAUACACACUGUCGAAAAUGGAUCAGAUUGAAGCACUCAAAGAUACACAUCGACUAGGCGUUCCGGCUCUGAGAAACAAGAUCUGCCAGAGUCUCUGUGACAAGACACGGAGUGAUUACUUCAGAAUCAACACGAUCCUCAAGCAUAUAAGCACCCUAGACUCAGUCAACGACAUCGACCGACUACUCGACGACGCCGGCAAAGAACGCUCAGAACAGAUUCUGGCGGAGAUCGAGAAACUGAACAGUGCCCGAACAGAGAAGGAAAUCGAAGAGAUGAACGAGAUCAUCCUCUGGAUUAUCUACGGCAGACAGUGGUUCCAGGCUCGUCAAAUGGCUGCCAUACUGUACCAGAAAACCGGCGAGCGCUCGCUGCUGCCGUUGGAGUCCAAGCUCCAGAUGAAGUAUUCCUUGUUUGAAGUUGACAGUGACGGGGACAUCGACUUUCGAUCUGAUGAGAUUGCCAGUCUGAUCCCUGAAAGACAAGGUCAUUUUGACACAGACCAAACGACCAACGCAGACACUGACAAGAGGAUCCAGUCUGCGGAGGUUUCUAUAAUCAGACACUUCUUGAAAACCGUAUGCCCACAGGAACUCUACGACAAGUUCGACUUCGAGGCCUUCUUCGAGCAAAAAUUGCGCUUCAAGCACGGGUUUAUCUGCCGCGAUGACAAGGAUACCGCAGAGCUUAAACUAGCAUUGACUUGCCUGCGUAUCUUGACAGAAGCAGGAGACGAGAAACGUGAGAUCCUCCGGCCUUACGCUGUCAGCUACCUUCUGCAGCAUCUGUCAUCCGUGGAUCUGGCUCUUGUAGAAAGGGAGAAGAAGGGCGCUGUUGGCCCACACCUUCUCCGGCUCUUUACAGACGAUGAUGCAGUGGAUGCGCUUAUCUGGACAAACGACGCCACAGAUGUAGUCACCGUCACAUGGCAUGCUCGUGCUGCGUGGCUGGACAGCGAUCAAGGAGCACGAGAGAUUCUGCGAUGGUUCAAGGACUCUGCUGUGAUUGCCAAUGUCACUGACCAGGGUUCUCGAGAAUGGAUCUCCAAGUUGAAUGCGAGUGUCAACCCUCAGAAGGAUUUCAUCCAUACUUUUGCCAGGAGAAUGGCGGCUCAUUGGCUACGUGAGCAGUCCACUCCCACGUUAGCCUGCGAAGCAUUUUGUUUUGUUUACGAUGCUAUGCGAAAGGUACGUAUCCCAUUUCAAACCGAAAGUGAUAAUACAGAAAAGCAUGUCUCAGCCCUCGAAGGCCAACUUUCCAGCCACGAGAUAUCUGAAGCCGAGGAGUGGUCACGCUCUCUACUUGGGAUUGAAACGUCAGACUCGUUAUGGGAAAUCCAAGUGGCCAUUGUUCUCUCUAAGUAUCUCCAUACGGAAGAAGCCGAGAAGAGAUGCCGCCAUGCUUUGGCGCUCGAUCCCUCCAACUGGCGCGCCUCGUACCACCUGUCCCACAUCGUGUCGUCCAAAGAAGAAGCGACGGAUAUACUGGAGUCCAUAACACAGCGUCUCCAAGCCAACAGCGAAUGGAUGCAAGAACCAUCCAACGUCACCACGCUUGCAGAAAUGUUCUUCGACCUGGGGCAGAUCUACUGGGAAACCAAUUGCCCAGAUCCUGCGAUCCAGGCAUACACAAAGUCAGUGUCGAGAGGUUUCAUCGGAUACGAGCGCAUCUUCACAAUCCUGGAACACUACCACCGCUCCCACCGGUGGGCGGAGAUCAUCGCAUUACUAGACACAGUCCACAACGUCUCCACAGACAGACCAGGAGUCUUCGACAUGCUCGUCAACCUCGCAGACAGAGAGUCCCUCCACGACAUGAUCCUGCAGCUCGCAGUCAAGAUCGACGAAUUCGACUGGCUGGAACACACCUACGACGGCGCAAUGCAUCUAGCGCUAAAAGACCAAGCCUACACCAGCCUCUACUUCAUCCGAUACCACUACGCAAACGCGCUCUUCCAGCACCACGAAAACGAAAAGCGAGCCAUCGCCAUGUGGGAGAUAGCCCUGCAAGACGAUCUCCCGCGCAGCUUCCUCGACAUCGAAGAGAUCCUGCCCAGUCUCGCCAUCAAACUGGGGCCCGUUUACCUCCACAAGGCCAGGGCCGCAAAAAACGACGCGAAAGCCCGUAAAUACCUCCACAAUAUCUCGAACAUAUUUCCCAGCGAGGUGGCAGAGAACAACAUAUUGCUACCCGCAAAGCUCUAUAUCGCACGGUACUACCAGGUGAAAGAGGACACGGUAAAGGCGAAGCAGAUCGUUCGAAGUAUUGUGAAAAUGGCGCUGGAGCUCCUUUCUGACGACGAUGGGGAUAACGACUUUCAAGCGUAUUGGAGGCUGUUUCUCGUGUUUCUGCCGUUGAAUGAUGAUGAGAAUGCGUUUGUGGCUAUUGCUAUGGCGGCCCUUGCGAGGGUAAAUGAUACUUCUCACGCUGCUAGUGGGGGGCAUGGUCUUGCCGGCUCAUCACAGUUUCUGUUAUCUGCAGCUGAAGGAGAAACGGGGGCUGUGAGUCGACGUCGCGACCUCAGGGUCAACACUGUCGUAGACCAUCGAGAUGAUUUAGAAGAACAUGACAGCCAGUCAGAUGCAGACAGUCUGGCUGAAUCUGACAAAUUCGCCAUCUGCGAUGGGAAAUGUGGCUAUUGUUGGACAACAGCUAGCGAGAUGUGGUGGUGCAAGGAUUGUAUCAACCUGACGUUCGAGAAGGAAUGUUUCCAGCAACUUCAAGAAGGGACCCACCCGCUAAACAUCUGCGAUAAGAGCCACGAGUUCUUGCAUAUUCCUAGCUGGGACAGAGAAAAGAUGGACAGAUUCCAGGGAGGCGUCGUGCCGCGUGGAGACGAGGGGAUCUCGCUCGAAGAGUGGAAAGGAGAGAUCAGGAAGAAAUACGUCCAGGGGGCUUAA
Molecule: messenger RNA, 4425 nt
Organism: Aspergillus campestris IBT 28561
Lineage: Eukaryota; Fungi; Ascomycota; Eurotiomycetes; Eurotiales; Aspergillaceae
Exons: 3
Coding region: 1-4425 (1474 amino acids)
Molecular function (GO): protein binding
Source: RefSeq, a predicted model, not a curated record